Messenger RNA from Chelonoidis abingdonii (Abingdon island giant tortoise), 1686 nucleotides. It is a transcript of the gene ARX, whose product is annotated as aristaless related homeobox. Gene Ontology annotation, molecular function: RNA polymerase II transcription regulatory region sequence-specific DNA binding; DNA-binding transcription factor activity, RNA polymerase II-specific. Lineage: Eukaryota; Metazoa; Chordata; Testudines; Testudinidae. The record is from RefSeq and is a predicted model, not a curated record. Gene Ontology annotation, biological process: regulation of transcription by RNA polymerase II.
CAGCUCACUACACUUGUUACUAGUGUCCUGAGCAGGAAGAGGGGCGAGUGGAGCCGCUGGUGGGGGGAUUAAAAAACACUCCAGCCCAAGCAACAACAACAACAAAAAACAACCAAAAAACCACCAACCCACCCCCACACACACGCAGCCAGCCGGCCGGCCGAGCGAAGCAGCUCCUUACUGAAAGGAAAGCCAAAGCCAUGAGCAAUCAAUACCAAGAAGAGAGCUGCUCUGAGAGGCCUGAAUGUAAAAGUAAAUCUCCAACUUUACUCUCCUCCUACUGCAUAGACAGCAUCCUGGGCAGGAGGAGCCCCUGUAAAAUGAGAUUGCUCGGAGCUGCUCAGAGCCUGCCUUCUCUCUCUAACAGGACAGAACAGGACAAGGCCGUGCAAGGAUCCCCCAAGGGGAGCCCCCCGUUCGAGCCCGCCGAGCUGCACCUGCCCCCCAAGCUGCGCCGCCUGUACGGGCCCGGAGGGGGCCGGCUGCUGCCGGGGGCGGCCGGGCCGCGGGGGGAGGGGGCCGCCGCCCCGGCCUGGGACACGCUGAAGAUCAGCCAGGCGCCCCAGGUCAGCAUCAGCCGCAGCAAGUCCUACCGGGAGAACGCGCCCUUCGCGCCCCCGCCGCCCGCCCUGGACGAGCUGGGGCGCCCCGAGGAGAGGCCGGGCCCGGCGGCCGCGGGGGGGCCCGAGGAGGAGGACGAGGAGGACGAGGAGCUGCUGGAGGAGGAGGAGGAGGAGGACGAGGACGAGGAGCUGGAGGAGGAGGACGAGGAAGAGCUGCUGGGGGAGGCCGGCGGGGGGCUCCUGAAGGAGGCCAGGCGCGGCGCGGCGCCCGUCGCGGGGCCCGACGGGGGGGAGCUGUCCCCCAAGGAGGAGCUGCUGCUGCACCCGGAGGACGCCGAGGGCAAGGACGGCGAGGACAGCGUGUGCCUGUCGGCGGGCAGCGACUCCGAGGAGGGGCUGCUCAAGAGGAAGCAGCGGCGCUACCGCACCACCUUCACCAGCUACCAGCUGGAGGAGCUGGAGAGGGCCUUCCAGAAAACCCACUACCCAGAUGUCUUCACCAGGGAGGAGCUGGCCAUGCGGCUGGAUCUGACCGAAGCCCGAGUGCAGGUAUGGUUCCAGAACCGUAGGGCUAAAUGGCGGAAGAGGGAAAAGGCUGGGGCUCAGACACACACCCCAGGUUUGCCUUUCCCUGGUCCCCUGUCAGCAACUCACCCACUCAGUCCAUACCUUGAUGCUAGUCCUUUCCCUCCUCAUCACCCAGCUCUAGACUCCGCCUGGACUGCUGCUGCAGCAGCUGCUGCUGCCGCCUUCCCUAGUCUACCUCCUCCACCUGGUUCUGCAACUUUGCCACCAAGUGGGACUCCGCUAGGCCUCAGCACUUUCCUGGGCGCAGCUGUAUUCCGGCAUCCAGCCUUCAUCAGCCCUGCAUUUGGCAGGCUCUUUUCCACUAUGGCUCCCCUGACUAGUGCUUCCACUGCUGCUGCCCUACUGAGACAGCCCACUCCUGCCGUGGAAAGUGCAGUGCAAUCAAGUGGGCUAUCAGAUCCAGCAACAGCUGCAGCAGACAGACGGGCUUCUAGCAUAGCAGCUCUGAGGCUGAAAGCAAAAGAACACGCAGCUCAGCUCACACAGCUCAAUAUUAUCCCUGGAAACAGCACAGGGAAAGAGGUGUGCUAAAAUA